Rhododendron vialii is the source of this 2013-nucleotide messenger RNA. Its product is annotated as protein trichome berefringence-like 7. The record is from RefSeq and is a predicted model, not a curated record. NCBI's taxonomy places the organism in Eukaryota, Viridiplantae, Streptophyta, Magnoliopsida, Ericales, Ericaceae. Gene Ontology annotation, cellular component: Golgi apparatus. Bases 408 to 1670 code for a protein of 420 amino acids. The transcript has 5 exons. Gene Ontology annotation, molecular function: O-acetyltransferase activity.
GGUCAGCCCUCGGGCGCGCGCGUCGAAUGUCGGUUACCCAUUCUGGUGGAAAGAACAUAUGCUUCCUCCAUAAUCAAAACCCAUUCAUUACCUGCAAAUUACACUACAUAAGUUCCAUACUUUAAAUAACAAGACCUAUAUAAACAAAUCUCUAACCACUUCCCAUAAUCCUACACACCAAACAAAAUAUACCCACAAAAUUAUACCCAAAAUAAAUACUCAUCUACUCCGCAAGGCUUCUCUCCGUCUACACUUUCCGGUGCAGGAUUCAACUAAUAACUCCGAUCUCCAGCAUUUUGUGCCCAUCCCACUAGUCUUGAGACUUUUCUUGAGCUUGCUGGACCCAUCUGCAAGUGCCCAAGAAUCAAUGGUGGAUCACUGUCUCAACUUCUUCAUUUGGUUUAUGAAUGACUUACAUGAUGAAUAUCACCAGUAGAAGUCAAUCUUUCAAUAGAAGGGCUUUGGGUUUCAAUAGCCCGAGGGCUCACCGGGCGCUCUUGUUUUCACGUUUGUUGCGUGCGCUUAUUGUGAUUGUGUCUGGGGUUUCCGUGAUUUCCUUCUUCCUGGCAGUUGGUAGCGGAUAUAUACAUGUUCUACCCAGUCUCAGCCAGGCUUUUCAGGGAUUUGGUGUUUCGGUUUUCAAUGGUUCCUCUGAUGAUUGUGAUGCAUUUGAUGGAAGUUGGGUGAUCGAUGAUAGUUACCCUUUGUACAAUGCUUCUGAAUGCCCUUUUGCUGAACGAGGAUUUGAUUGUUUGGGGAAUGGAAGAAUCGACAAAGAUUAUGUUAAAUGGAGGUGGAAGCCCAAGAAUUGUGAUAUUCCUAAAUUUGAUGUGCAGACUGUUUUGGAAAUGCUUCGAGGCAAAAGAAUUGUUUUUGUUGGUGAUUCAAUGAGUAGGACACAAUGGGAGUCGUUGAUAUGUUUGCUUAUGACUGGGGUGGAGGAUAAGAGGAGCGUUUAUGAAAUCAACGGGAAUAACAUAACUAAGAGAAUUAGAUAUUUGGGUGUGAGAUUCAGUUCCUUUAACUUCACUGUCGAGUUCUUCCGCUCAGUUUUCCUUGUGCAGCACAAUUGGGCUCCUAAACAUGCACCAAAGAGGGUUAGGUCAACACUCAGACUGGACAAGUUGGAUGAUAUUGCCAAUCAGCUGGUUAAUUCAGAUGUUCUUAUAUUCAACUCUGGACACUGGUGGGUGACAGGGAAGCUUUUUGGAACGGGAUGCUACUUUCAGGUUGGUAAGUCGCUGAAGCUUGGAAUGCCAAUUUCAACUGCCUUCAGAACAGCAAUAGACACUUGGGCAUCUUGGGUUGAGACCAAGAUUGACACGAAUAGAACACAUGUUUUCUUUCGAACUUUCGAGCCCUCUCAUUGGAGUGAUCCAACCCUAAGAUAUUGUAAUGUAACCCAACAACCGUCGUUAGAAACUAGAGGGAAGGAGCAAAGCCGAUUUUCGGACACGGUAAUGGAGGUUGUGAAGAAUAGGAACGUUCCUGUUAACGUUCUGCAUAUAACCUCCAUGUCAGCAUUCCGGACUGAUGCACACGUCGGUACAUGGAGUGAUAAUGCUUCGCUGUCUGAUUGCAGCCACUGGUGUCUACCCGGUGUACCUGAUGCAUGGAAUGAAAUCUUCCUCUCAUACCUGCUAGCUAACCACAGAAGUCCACUCCCUUGAGCCAAGCAUGAAAUUGGACAAAUUGGGAGACAAAAUACCUGCAUUGUGCUUCCUAGAUCAUAUAAAUUCUUUUUAACACGCGUAGCUGCCAAAAUAUUCUGCAGUCUUGCAGAUAGCAUCGAAUUUACGGGAAUAGAUCAUGUACAGAUCCAUUGAGAUGGAAGUUUUGUAACAGAAACCGAUUGUUUGUCCUUCAUUCUUUCGUUCCAUUCUUUUGUACAAGGUGAGGGGGAUUGAAAUUCAUAAUGAUUUUGUCGUUUGCGAUAGUCUGUUGAUGAAUGUUGAAGUUAUAACAUUAAGACAAUGAAGAUAAUGAAAGCUCCGGCCGGAUGCUGUUAUAAAA